AUGUCAAUAAUAACACAAAUUAUCAUUUUUUUAAUACACAUUACAUGUGAAUUUAGUUAUUCGCUGGAUUCUAUACAAAAAAACGUAAGACAUACAUUUUGUUUUACAAUCAAAAGACGAUCGUUACCAAACACGUUUCACCCAGAUUAUUCUGUUCCAGGAAGAAAUGGAUAUGAUGAAUGUUAUAAUGAAGUGUUUAACAACGGUAACUCUGAUUUAUAUUUAAAAAUUUUAAAUCGUGGUACUAAAUUGUUUGCUCAACAAAAGUAUGUGCAAGUUCAUUCGUCCAAUCCUUCCGAAACACUUAGUCACUACUCAACUUUGUUUUCCGAUGAUUCAGCAAGUUGGUUAGUUGAGGAUCUGCCAAAUGAAAAAAAGGGUAAGAAGGUUGAGCAGGUGCCAAUUGAACAGUUGGACGAUCCUCCAGACAACGAAGACUUCAUACUGAACUUCGUAAAUAAUUUUGACCCGGUACAAAACAGCAUGAGACUUAGCUGGUUGCACCCAAUGCCGUGCUGUAUAUCGCAAAUGGCCGCGUUUCACUGCGUAGGGGACUUUAUGCCGAAAAGCUUGAUUCGCAAUUGCUUUGAUGUAACAGAUGGAUCAAACCUGGAUGAGAUACUUUAUACGAAACUAGGACCAUAUUAUAGCACACUAAGCUACGAUUUAUUCUUUAAGUAUCAAAAGGGGUUUUAUUUUGAUAUUGACGGAACCGAUUUUGUAAAGAGUGAAAUAAAGCCAUUGAAAUUGGUAAAGCCUCCAGAUUGCCCAGAAAUGGAGAGUGAGAAGCCGACGCCAUCGAUACCACUAGGCUGGAGAACAUUCGCAGUAUUGGGACUGUUCAACUCGCCGACCGCAAAAGAGGACCCUUCGGUGUACUGGCCCAGCAGGCCGCUGACUGACGGAGACCCUCCUCCGAGGAUAUCGUCGGCGUUGUUUAAAUACGGAGAUAAGUUUAAUAUUAUAGCGUCGAGAGACGCAGUGGCACCCGACGGGUCGCUACUAUACGCAAAAGAUAAAGUGGAUCCUGGAGAGUUCUUUAGAGGAGAGAAGGGAGAUAUGUCAAUAAUAACAUCCGAGCCACCGGAGGAGUACAGAAGAAUAAGCAGGGACACGUACAAUCACAUGAUAUCUGAGGACGGAAUGUGGUUUAAGAAGCACUUUGAAAACGUAGCAGGGUCUCUGUCACUGUUACAGGCACUAUGGGCACGGUUGUCGACAACAAUAAUAAAGUCGACAUCGAAGGUGAUAAGAAUGUACAGACUGAAGACGAGGAAGCAGUAUUCAAAGGAAAUAUUUUCAGCUAGGAAUAGGAUGGACUUGUCGGAGUUAGAUAGGGACCGGAAGAAGGGACCAGUGGAAUUUAAUGUGGGCGUGCUGUAUUUCAUGGCUGCGCCGACCCUUCACCACGCCUUGCAGCUCGUUUGCAGCGAUCCCAUGGCAAGGGCGAACCUAUAUAAGAACCUGCUGAUGUUUGAGGUGGAAGACGCGCUGAAGGACAAGAUGGUUACGCCAAAAAAUGAGGACGUUGACAAUCCCAGGGAAUAUUUAAUACUAGGAAAGUAUUCGCAACAGGAGCCCAUACAUAUGCUGAGUGAUAGAAUGUUGAGGUUUCUGAUCAGGUCGAAUUGCGUCAAGUCGUACUUUGAAUUGAAGAGUCCCCGCAAGGAUAAUUUGACUGACAUUGAGAUGCCUUUGGAGCAGCUGCUGCCGUUUAAGCAGUAUUUGAACCUGAUGUUGAAAGAUAAGAGAGUGAGGAGCGCGUGCCUGAACGUGAACUCGAGUGCGCCCAUAGGAAACCUGACUCUUAUAAAUAAGUUCGAGUUGGACGAAGCAAUAGAGUGGGCACACAGGAACCCAUACACCAGAGCAGGCUGUUACGACAGCCUAUUCGUGACGAUGGCACACGAAGUGGGCUUUUACGGAGAGAACAGCAAGUUUGUUCUGCCAGUGCCAGUGAGCAAAAGGCUUAUGCCGCACGGCCAGGAGUACGUGACAAUAAACAGAGAUCCGAUAAAGAUUUUGGCAGAGCGAAUGAAGCAACACUCAGGACACAUACUUACAGUGCCAUUUAACACGAGUAAAAUAGUGAGAAAGAUGAACCUGAAGACAGAAAAAGUAAAGAAAAAAAUGGCAAAUAGGGCAGACAGACUCGUGAUAACCCUGAGAAAGAGCGUGGCCAACAAAUACACGAGCGAAAACAUAUCUAACCUCUACACAUCGACACAGAAUGAUCUAGAAGACUACGAGGUGCAUGAAAGGGGGAAGUACUCAGUGUUAUUGCCGUCAGACAGACUCGCGGUACGAAGCGGGAAGCUGGCCAAGGUCCAAACAAUGCCGCCGAGCGGCUGGUACACACUGCACAAACUGACGAGCAUACUGGAAGAAAACGCGCCCACGGAGCUGGAUAGGCCGUUUUACGCAAAGUUCCUCAGGGACUACAUAUACGUGUCGCUCCCAGAAGGGCACUUCUUCGAGCCGCUGUACAAGUACACGGACAAGCUCUUCCACGCCCGGGAGCCGGGAGAGCUGGACACGGACGUGAGCAGCCAGGAGAUGCUCAUGCUGGAAAAGUACAAGGUCAAGCCGGUGACGGGGUUCUGGAUAAAGAAGAAGGACUUUUACCUGUUCAAGAACAGAGAUCACGUGGUCAUAGCGCAGAACAAGGAGGGGGGAGACCGGGCGCUCGACGAGAAGGCGCUGAGGGCAAUACUGGUCCAGGACGAGGUGAACAUGGACAUGGUGAGGAAGGGGGCAGGAAAGGAGAGGGUGGACACUGCGAGGUCGUACACGAGGCACGAGGGAAGGCUCAUAAGCCACCUGACGCCGGAGGAGAAGCUGAAAACGGCAUUCACGGUGGAGCCGCUCAACAAAUUCUGCGAAAGAUACACAAAGUCGGACGAUUUGCCGUACUCCAGGUACUACGAGAAGGGAAUUGGGUACUCUGAGGACGACCCGAGGCAUCUGAUGGCACACUACCCAUACGAGGUGUACCAAAUCCACCUGGACUUCAUGGAGAAGCUCGACCGAGGGCUGGUGUCACUGGAAGACGACCCCCUGAAGAUGCUGGUGGAGGGGGAGUACGAGCCGAGUGUGGAAGGCAACUCAGUUUCAACGUGGGAGGACCCUGACGUCGACCUCCUCAACACCACACCAGGUGAGAAAAACGCAUCGCCUCAGUCAAAGUAG
Molecule: messenger RNA, 3189 nt
Organism: Theileria orientalis strain Shintoku
Lineage: Eukaryota; Apicomplexa; Aconoidasida; Piroplasmida; Theileriidae
Exons: 4
Coding region: 1-3189 (1062 amino acids)
Source: RefSeq, a predicted model, not a curated record